Messenger RNA from Cannabis sativa, 2002 nucleotides. RefSeq lists its product as uncharacterized. Lineage: Eukaryota; Viridiplantae; Streptophyta; Magnoliopsida; Rosales; Cannabaceae. Gene Ontology annotation, biological process: proteolysis. Bases 8 to 1858 code for a protein of 616 amino acids. The record is from RefSeq and is a predicted model, not a curated record. Gene Ontology annotation, molecular function: cysteine-type peptidase activity. The transcript has 8 exons.
UUCAAAUAUGAGGCCCACGGCUGGUGAGUUCAAAGCUUUGAAACUGAGCAGUUUCAAGUUCGACACCGACUACAACUCUUACAAGAGUCUUCCUGUUCCCGAAGAGCCAACUGUUGCUCAGAGUGACAUUUCUGUCAAGCUUGAUGCCUUUUCUGAGAAAUUUCAUGGGUUGGAGGUCAAGAUCGAUUCGUUGCAUACUUCCCAACAGAAGAUUUCAUCUGAUUUGGUUGAGUUGAAAGAGUUUGUGUCUGCACAGUUUGUUUCUUUUGGUGCUCAGAUGGCUUCAAUGCAGACACAGUUUUCUACUGUUUUUGCCGAUUCCUAUGCCAAGGAAAAAGGCAGUGACUCUUCCAAUGAUGAUGAUGGAGGUGGUGAUGAAGCAGAUUUUGAUUUAAAUGAAUCUGAAGAAACUGAUGAAAAUGAAGAAGAGAAUGUUAUGGGUGAUGAGGAAGGGGAGGGUAGUGAAGGUGAAGAGAAGGAUGGUCAAGCCGAUGAAGAUUCUGACUCAAAAGAAAAAAAUGAUAAUGGCAGUGAUGAUGAUGCCACUGAUAGUGAGGAGAAGAAUUUCGUUGAUUUCAAUGACGGCCCUACUCAAAUAGAUGUUGAGGCUACUGUUCAGUCCGGGGUAAAAGCAGUUGAGCUUAUGAUGUCUUCAGAUGGAAUUGGUGGUGAUCCUUGUAAACAGAUUUCAGUUUCUGAAAAUGUUGAGGUUACGGAUCGUCGUCUUGUUUGUUUUGAGAUGGGUGCAACAGGUCUCAAUGUUGAUUCUAACAUUGAACUUGAAGAUGACCCAAUUCCCGUUGAAGAAACUCCUCUUGUUGACAAGAGGAAAUCUAAGAAACCCAUAGCGCUGACGUCUCCGUUUAUGGAGUAUGACUCUUCCAUUUCUAGUUCUAAAGAUGGUUCUGGUUAUGGAUUUGUUAAGUAUGUGGCUGGGUUGUGUCCUCUCGAUGAUAAGAUUGGUGAAGAUGUAGAACAUAAAGACGAGAUUGAUUUUGACUUGUGGCUUGGUGAAGGACGCCGAUCGAAGAAAGAUCCGCAUGAUAAGGAGAAGGUUUACUUGAAGGGUAAGGAUAAGAUUGUUCCCCCUUUUCGUUUUGGCGUGGAAGAUGUUGCAACCAAGAUGUGGUUCCACAAGCUUGCAUAUCCUGGCCAAUGUUUGACUAAUUCUCAUCUGGACAUCAUUUUUUACUAUCUACGUAAAAAAGGAAAGUAUGCAAAGGAGCCAAAGGUUAAGUUCACAACCACCGAUUGCUUAUUCUUCAAAACCAUUCAUGCUUUGUAUGAAAAAUUUAUUGCACAGAAAAAAAAUCUUUCUUUGAUAACUGCCCAGCAUGCCAUUGCUGAUUAUAUAAGAGGUAGAAAAAUGUUAUGUGGUUCCCCUUGGCAUUUGUGCGAUCAUGUUUUCUUUAUCAUCCAUAUGGAGACUGAAUCACAUUGGAUUCUUGGUCGAUUGAAUAUUGAGGAAAGGCGUGUGUACAUGUACAACUCCUUGUCGACUGCUAUGAAAGAUAGUGCUGCUAUCAAAGCUUGUCAGCCAUUUGCGGUGUUGUUGCCCCACUUUUUUGCUUUGUUUGAUGAGUUCAAAAAGGAAAACAAACCGGUUUGUUUAGACCCUUUCGAAGUUGUUAAGGUUGAUGGUUUGCCUCAACAAACCUCGAAUGACUGUGGUUGUUUCGUUGCAUCGUUCGCUGAAUACUUUAUUGAUAUGAAACCGAUUCCUCCCAUAUUUGAUGUUGAGAAACACCGUGAUAGGCUUGCUGUGUUGUUCUAUAAGUAUGCUCGCAUGAAAGAAGUGGAAUUUAUUGAUAGUGAAGAUGAGGCUCCUCCAAAGGGUCCAAAGAAGAAUUUGUCUUAGUUAUCUAUUGGUUGUUGUUGGAAAUACUACUUUUUUUUAUGUAGCUUUUGUUUUUUCUAUUACCAGAUUAUGUUCAUAAUCAUAGACAAGUUGUUGUUUCUAUCAUGUUUUUUUCUUAAUUGGAAUUGGUUUUUAAUUUGUUCA